This is a messenger RNA of Thalassophryne amazonica, 2267 nucleotides long. RefSeq names its product non-SMC condensin I complex, subunit H (gene ncaph). Gene Ontology annotation, molecular function: chromatin binding. Lineage: Eukaryota; Metazoa; Chordata; Actinopteri; Batrachoidiformes; Batrachoididae. Gene Ontology annotation, biological process: mitotic chromosome condensation. The record is from RefSeq and is a predicted model, not a curated record. The transcript is spliced from 18 exons. The coding region runs from base 150 to 2234 and encodes 694 amino acids. Gene Ontology annotation, cellular component: condensin complex.
UCGUGACGUCAAACAUCGUUACGUAAACCGUUCGGCGCAAAAAUUCGAAAGCUCAACAGGAAGACGUCUGGCUGGUGUUGUUGUACUUAGAAAACAGGACAAACUAAAUACGUAAAACUGGGUUUGGCUUGAAGACAUUUUGAGGUAAGAUGAGUGCAGCUUCCACACCAGUCUCCCAGGUACGAUCAGCAUGGACAACGUCGUCCUUGAAGAACAAAGGCAUGUCCCCUGCUGCCUGCAGCACUCCUUUGCUUGCUGCCUUCCCGGGCAAUGAUGAUGAGCAGGAGAGGCGUCAGCGACGUAGAUCCAGGGUCAUUGACCUCCAAGCUGCUGCUGACUCUUUCAGUGAGUCGGCAUCUCACAGUGCCUCAGGGACGCCUGCUGCUGUGCCCAAGUUGUCAAAUGCUCAGAUCUCAGAGCAUUACUCCACCUGCAUCAAACUCUCCACUGAGAACAAAAUAACCACCAAAAACGCCUUUGGUCUGCAUCUGAUUGACUAUAUGGCUGACAUUCUGAAACAGAAGGAUUCUGAGCUCACAAACUUCAAGGUAGCAGCUGGCACUUUGGAUGCCAGCACAAAGAUUUAUGCAGUCAGGGUGGAUGCUGUUCAUGCUGAUGCCUACAGGGUGCUCGGUGGUCUGGGAACUGAAACCAAACCUGGAGAAGAACAUGGGUCAAAAGACCAAAAAGAGGGAGAUGAGGUGGGUGCAGGAGGAGAAGCAACUUCUAAGCAACCAAAGAAGAAGAGGCCGCCUAAGAGGACGGUGGAGCAGAAUCUGAGCAACAUCAACAGCUCUGAGUCUGAAAGAAAGUGUGAGGUGGACCCCAUGUUUCAGCGGCUGGCCUCGUCCUUUGAUGAGAGCAGCACUGCUGGUGUCUUCCUGUCCGUUCUGUUCAGUGAAAACAGUCGAUGCGAGUUGCUUUUUCCCUCCUAUUUGACCCUGCUGCAGUCCAGACCGUCCUAUUCCCCACCACCUCCGCAGAGGGUCCCCACGUCUCCAUUCAUUGCUGGUCUGCAGCGUUCUCAGGAAAAAUGCUCUAUCUGUCCUUCACUGCAGGACUUCUCCUUCACUAGCUGGAACCCUGAUCAGACCAUAAACCAACUGCUGGAGAAGAUGAAGCAGGGCAAUCAUGUGUUUGAUGUGAACGCUGAACCUGAAGACGAUGACUGCCAAGACUUUGGUCAGGACUUUGAUGGGGACUGUGAGGAAGAGCAGGAUAACUGUGGGGACAAAGUCAUGGAAUACAAGGAAGGCUGUGAGGCAUCUGACUCAGCCAAAGGAAGAGACGUGAUUCCCAUUGGAGCGGGAGACAUUGCCACAAUGUGUCUGCAGCUGUCCUCUCAGCCCAGGGAGUACUCAUAUUUCAGUCCCAGAACAAUGGCCACAUGGGCUGGACCUGGCUACUGGCAGUUUAAGCCAAAGCACAAGUUGGAUCAUUUGCCUGACAAGGAGACACGUAAACGAAAGCCCAAGAAGGCCUUUGAAAUAGACUUCAAUGAAGAUGUAAACUUUGAAAAGCAUUUCCGUACCACAAGGGCAGCCACCACGACAAGCAAGUCUGCCCUGAGUGCCAGCAAUAAGAAAACUACACUAGCAGCAGACUUUCAGUUCCCCCCAGAGACGCUGUCACAACUCAACUUGAAGCCCUCGAGUUCGUUGAGUCAAGAAUGCCAGAAGAGAUUAUCUGGAGAACGUGGAGAAGGCAUCGGAGACUAUGACUACAAUAAUGCCAACGACACAACCAAUUUCUGUCCCGGUCUUCAGGGUGGUGAUAGUGAUGACGAUGUUGAAGGGUUUGCUGGUUCUGAUGACACACAGCCUUCAGGUGAAGGCAUCCCCGUGACUUCACACAAUCCAGAGGGCAUCUCCACCUAUGGGGAGGAUGAUUUGGUACCAGAACCACACAGGGUCAACAAGAUUGAGAUCAACUACGCUAAAACGGCCAAAAAAAUGGACAUGAAACGACUCAAGAACAGCAUGUGGACUCUUCUGACUAAAAGCUUAGAAAAAUCUACAAAGGACGCUGAGCCUGCAGAGACACCAGAGGUGUGUGGGGAGAAAGUCUUCAGUCACACCACAAAGGCACUGCUUCAGAGUCUGCCAAGUACGAUGGCUCAGAACCUUUCUGUGCCUCUUGCAUUUGUCGCUCUUCUUCAUCUUGCCAAUGAAAAGAAUUUGGAGCUGGUGAAAGUUGAUGACAUGUCCGAUAUCAUCAUACGACAAGGCCGCUGAGGACAGAAGCCUAAUGAGCUCUCUUACAAUUUU